Messenger RNA from Phacochoerus africanus (Common warthog), 1779 nucleotides. RefSeq names its product estrogen receptor binding site associated antigen 9 (gene EBAG9). Gene Ontology annotation, cellular component: secretory granule. The record is from RefSeq and is a predicted model, not a curated record. The transcript has 7 exons. Lineage: Eukaryota; Metazoa; Chordata; Mammalia; Artiodactyla; Suidae. Bases 531 to 1172 code for a protein of 213 amino acids.
GGGAGGGGGAGUGUCCUUUGCCCUUCCUGGGUUGGCCCUCCUUUCUGCCCUGCACUUCGCGUCCUUCCUCCUCCCUUUCGCCCCUCCGCCCAGUUUCCCCCCACCCUAGCCGGCUGCAACUCUGGGGUACUGUUUCCGGGUCAGGUUGACCUCUGGGGUGAGGGAAUCGCGACCCGAAGCGGCCGCUGGCGCGCAGCCCUCACCAUGCCACGCUCACGCGUGGGGGACUGGCCUGCGGUGCGCCGGCCCAGAAACCCCGGAGCCCCUAAAUCUGCCCUCCACAGGGAAAUUUUCCCGUUCUUCCUGCCCUUCCUCUACAGGCCUUGCUCCUUCCCUGGCAGAUUUUUUCAAAACCCUACUCCCAGCCUUCUGGGCACCCACUAGGAGCAAUUAAGAGCGUUUCACAAAAGGCGGUGCGCAUGGCGUCGGAUUGUGUAACCUGAAAACGCUCCUGUCACUUUUCUCAUCUGUACAGUGGGCAUGAUUUUUUUUUUUUUUCAUCAGACAAUUUCAGGUUUUUGAUUCCCACCAUGGCUAUCACACAGUUUCGGUUAUUUAAAGUUUGUACCUGCCUAGCAACAGUAUUCUCAUUCCUAAAAAGAUUAAUAUGCAGAUCUGGCAGAGGACGAAAGUUAAGUGGAGACCAAAUAACUUUGCCAACUACAGUUGAUUAUUCAUCAGUUCCUAAGCAGACAGAUGUUGAAGAGUGGACUUCCUGGGAUGAAGAUGCACCCACAAGUGUAAAGAUUGAAGGAGGGAAUGGGAAUGUGGCAACGCAACAAAAUGCUUUAGAACAACUUGAACCUGACUAUUUUAAAGACAUGACACCAACUAUAAGGAAAACCCAGAAAAUCAUUAUUAAGAAGAGAGAACCAUUAAAUUUUGGCAUCCCAGAUGGUAGCACAGGUUUCUCUAGUAGGCUAGCAGCUACACAAGAUAUGCCUUUUAUUCAUCAGUCUCCUGAAUUAGGUGAUUUGGAUACCUGGCAGGAAAAUACCAAUGCAUGGGAAGAAGAAGAAGAUGCAGCCUGGCAAGCUGAAGAAGUUCUGAGGCAGCAGAAGAUAGCAGACAGGGAAAAGAGAGCAGCAGAACAACAAAGGAAGAAAAUGGAAAAGGAAGCGCAGCGGCUAAUGAAGAAGGAACAAAACAAAAUUGGUGUGAAACUUUCAUAACAAAUGUUCUUCAGUUGUCAUAGUGCCAGUGGGAGAAAUAGGAGCUCCACAACCCAAGCAACAUUUGUGUGGAUCUUAUAAGAGUAUUUUCAGAAUACAAAUACACUGCUUGAUUUUAACACAUUCAUCAGGCCAUCCAGGAUUCUCUCACAGUCCCUUGAACUCUUAGGGAAUGAGAUUCGAGAACAAAAGAGACUCAUGAGACAAUAUUUUCUUCAACAUGCUCCAGCUAUAAGACAAUUGUUUGCUUAAGAGAAAUUAUUACAAAUGGAAUAUAUCAGUACCUCUUUAAGCUAGUACUACUAGCUUAAUAAAUGGGUGUAAAUAAUUUUAUGGUGGGAAAGAACUCUGCUAUCUGUAAUGCUUUCCUUCAUUAUGCAUAAUGAUAAAUAAUUUUAAAUAUUCUUUUGUUGCCAUGAUUACCUGAACUGAAUCAGACAAACUUGCAGGGCUUGAACCUUUUAUUUUUGUUGUCAGAAGCUGACAUUGGCAUAUAUUUCCUCUAAUUUGAAUUGGUAUUGUUCAUCUUUGAUAUGAUGUUAAGAAAUUUGGUAAUUUUGGUUUUCAAGAAAAUGAUAUUAAAUGCAAUAAUUUUAUUUAUCAUAAA